AUGGAGGGGGUCCUUACCCUUGCUGGGCCUAGGCUGGAUUGGGGGACUAUGGUGGGAAUGCUCCGGCUGGUUUGGCUGUGUGCGUUCAGUUACGCUUCAGAUGCGGUAGUCGUGCUCCAGCUCAACAUUCUUGGAGUGAAGAUGGUCACACCUCUCGGACAUCUUGACGACACUAGAGCGAAGGAGCUCCACCUCGGCUUGGAGAUUGACCUCCGCUGA
Prunus armeniaca (apricot) is the source of this 219-nucleotide messenger RNA. The record is from the annotation of a GenBank genome assembly. Lineage: Eukaryota; Viridiplantae; Streptophyta; Magnoliopsida; Rosales; Rosaceae.